AUGGGUGAAUUUAAAGUUGCACUAAGCGAAGAAUGGGAAAAUUUGGAUUGUUCCAUUUUUGAAAAGGUUGUUGCUUCAAUGUUACAAAGAAUAAAUGCAGUACUAGAAGCUAGAGAAGGACACUUGAGAACGAAAGUAUAA
Funneliformis caledonium is the source of this 141-nucleotide messenger RNA. Lineage: Eukaryota; Fungi; Glomeromycota; Glomeromycetes; Glomerales; Glomeraceae. The record is from the annotation of a GenBank genome assembly.